Molecule: messenger RNA, 3950 nt
Organism: Choloepus didactylus (southern two-toed sloth)
Lineage: Eukaryota; Metazoa; Chordata; Mammalia; Pilosa; Megalonychidae
Product: zinc finger protein 596-like
Exons: 2
Coding region: 2210-3601 (463 amino acids)
Biological process (GO): regulation of transcription by RNA polymerase II
Molecular function (GO): DNA-binding transcription factor activity; RNA polymerase II cis-regulatory region sequence-specific DNA binding
Source: RefSeq, a predicted model, not a curated record
UGCGAGAAGGCACGCAGAGGACUCCUCUCCUGGAAGCACCGCGGACAUACGACAAAGGGAUCGUGCAGAGCCCCGGAGCUGACCGCAAGGGUGCUGGAGAGAGACUGGGCACCUGGAAUGGGUAAAAGUCUGACGUUGCAAACCCGUCUUUCGUGCCCCAAAGGCUGAGUGAGUCUGGCCCGUCUUGUAGCCCAGUCCGCGGACCAAGCUUGUCCAUCUUGUGCUAACGGUCAGAGCACGCGCCGCCUCCUGGGAAAAAAGAUCAUCAGAAUUAAAAGAAAAGUGAUCUUCAGAAAAUUUUUCAAGGCAAAAGGUUUUGGGAUACUCAAGAGAAUCCUCUCGCCUUGCCUCAAGAGAAUUCAUUCAGAAUUCUGUGGUGAGAAUUAGAACUGUGAGCCAAGAAGCUCUGAGAGAAAAAAAAAGUCCCUUUUGGUGUUCAGACCCCAUUGAGGAGGAGCAAGUAGUGAGAAAGAAAGUUCUCUCAAGAAGAGAUUCAGAAAACUCCUUUGCUAACACUUACCUUAUUUGGUUUUUCAUGAAUCCCACCUGAGGUCUCUUACAAGAAUAUAUUAAAUAAUUUGGUGGGAUAAAAUUCCUCUAAAUAGUACGAUAAAAGCUUUUGAAUGAAAAUCAGAAAUUAAUCACCAACAGAAAUCUCACGUAGAAGAGAAAUCCAGUUGAAUGAAAAUCCCACAACUACGUUGAAUAUCAUUCACCAUCAGAGAGUCCACUCAGGAGAGAAAGAUUUCAAUGUGCUGCAUGUGGAAUAGGCACUCAGUAUUACAAAAUCCGGGGUGAACACGUACUUAAUAGAGGCCCUUCAAAAGUGAAGAAUAUUGCAAGAGCUUCCAUGAACACUCAACAUUAUGAAACCACAGAAUUGUUUACAAUAAGAGCAAUUUCAUAGGUAUGUUGUAUGGGAUAGUGUUCAGUUGCCACUUACGUUUUGUUUCACAUACUGAAGAGCUCACCAGAGGAGAAACUUUAUACCUGUGAUUAUUGUAGGAAAGGCCUGAGGGACCAUUCAUUAUUACUGUACCACUAGAGAAAACAUACUAGAGAAAAACACUACAAAUGUGUUAUCUAUGAGAAUUGUUUCUGUAAUAAGUCAAAGCUUAAAAUGUAGCAGGAGGAGGUGUCCUCAGCUCUGGGACUACUUGGGGCCAGGUCUAUGUAAGUAAAUAACUUCCUUUUUGCACUUGAGUCUAAAGAAGGACCUUGUUGUGGGUUUUCCAAGAUGUUUUUUUUCAUGAAUAGCAAGCACAGAGCCUUCAUUUUCUGAACUGUUCCCAUGUGGUUUAUUCUUUACUUUCUCAGUUUGGGAUAUCAUGAUGGGAACUAAAUGUGACUGCUGAUGACUCUGGAUAUAAGAUAGAAAGUGAAGCCACUCGCAUGAACCCUUUGAGUUCUCUGUCUUCCCUUCCAUCUCCAAGGGUCAUGGCUUUGCUUGACUACUGCUUUUCUGGUUGUGAUGGAAGUCCAGAGGAAGACAGUUUUUAUCUGAGCUAUUGACAAUGCAACCCCUGGAGUUAGUGAACUUGAAAGAUGUAGUUGUAGACUUCACCCAGGAAGAGUGCGCCUUGCUGGAUACAUCACGGAGAAUGCUGUUCAGAGACAUGAUGCUAGAGAUUUUCAGUCAUAUGUCUCAGUGGGAUAUCAAGUCUGCAGAUCGGAUGUAUGUUCCCUAUUGACGCAAGGAGAAGAAUUUUGGAGAGGAGGAAUAGGAUUUCUCCAAAACCAGACUUGAGGCAGGGAAAGUGGCCUUUAAAAAAAAAAAAGAGAAGUAAUAACCAUAUGAUAUCUCUGCAGGAAAGACACAUCUAUCAUUAUAUCAUCAGGAAGACAAAAUAGAGAUAGCAUUUCACCAGAGAAGAAGCUGAAUAGUAUAGGACUUUGGGAGAGGAACAUAGGUUCUGAAGCUGGAGCCUACCUCAGAAUCUAGUUGGCCUCCCUGUCUCCUGCAGUUUUGGUUCAAUUUACUUAUCUCCUGAAAUUAUCAAUGGCAUGAAAAAAGUUCACCUUCAAAACAGGGCUUUUGCUAGAGAAAGAAAGAAGCUCUGAGCUCUGAAGUGUAGUGACAACAUCCUCAAUAGAGGCUUGGCUGAAUUGUCUUUCCCUGUCUGCCUGGGUUCUGCAUUGUCUGCUUAGUGCUUGGACUGCCUAAGAGUGAAAUACCAGAGGAAGACUGUUGGCAGUGGAACUAUUGACAAUGCAACCACUGGAAUCAGUGACCUUCAAUGAUGUAGCUAUAGACUUCACCCAGGAAGAGUGGGCUUUGCUGAACACAAACCAGAGAAAGCUGUUCAGAGAUGUCAUGCUAGAGAAUAUUAAUUAUCUGGUAUCUGUGGGAUAUCAGCUCUGCAAAUCAGAUGUGAUUUCCCAAUUAGAACAAGGAGAGGAACUGUGGAAAGAAGGAUUAGGAUUUCUCCAAAGCCAAAGUCCAAGUAGGGAAUAUGACCAUAAGAAACAAGAAAUGAUAACCAUGCAACAUAUCUGCAAGAAGGACAUAUCCACCAUCGAGUCAAAGCAGGUUUCUUACAUUGCAGAGGAUCCCUUUGAAAGUAAUGAUUUGGAAGAAGAUUUCAUUCACAGCUCCACAUUUACUCAAUAUGUAUUAACUGACAUGGGAAAGAAACCCUAUGUGAGCAAACAGUUUCAAAAAGCCCUCAAUGACCAGUCAUCCUUUAGUCAACAUCAGCAAAUCCAUAUUAGAGGUAAAUCAUAUGAUUGUCAUCUAUGUGGAAAAGCUUUCAGAAGUAGUUCUCUCCUUAGACAACAUGAGAAAACUCACACUGGAGAGAAGCCAUAUGGCUGCCAUCUUUGUGGGAAAGACUUCACUAAUAGUGCUAAUUUUAGACGACAUGAGAGAAUUCACACUGGAGAGAAACCAUAUGGCUGUCAUCUAUGUGGGAAAGCCUUCAGUCAAUCUUCCAACCUUAGGCAGCAUGAGAGAACUCACACUGGAGAAAAACCGUAUGGUUGCCAUCUAUGUGGGAAAGACUUCAGUAAUAGUGCUAACUUUAGACGACAUGAGAGAAUUCACACUGGAGAGAAACCCUAUGAAUGUCAUCUAUGUGGGAAAGCCUUCAUUCAGUGUUCUACCCUUAUAAAACAUAAGAGAACUCACACUGGAGAGAAACCCUAUGAAUGUCAUCUAUGUGGGAAAGCCUUCAGUCAGUAUUCUACCCUGAGACAACAUGAGAGAAUUCACACUAGAGAGAAAAGAUAUGAAUGCCAUAUAUGUGGGAAAGACUUCACUGAUAGUUCUACCCUUAGACGACAUGAGAGAAUUCACACUGGAGAGAAACCAUAUGUCUGCCAUCUAUGUGGGAAAUCCUUCAGUCAGUGUUGUACCCUUAGAAGACAUGAGAGAACUCACACUGGAGAGAAACCAUAUGUCUGCCAUCUAUGUGGAAAAGCCUUUAGUCAAUGUUUUCCCCUUAAGCAGCAUGAGAGGACUCACACUGGGGAGAAGCCAUAUGAAUGUCAUCUCUGUGGGAAAACCUUUAGACAUUGUUCUGCCAUUAGACGACAUGAGAGAUCUCACACCAAGUAUGUUGUGAAUAUGGAAGAGUCUACAGCUGUAGCCCUAACCUUUUAAAAAAUGAACGAACCCACACAGGAGUUAAUUCUAUGUCAAUGUUAUCUAUGUAAAUGUCUUUAUAUAUAAUCUAUACUUAAACAUGAUUUAGUACACUGGGAAGAACCCUAGGUAUGUAGUUACCUGUAGUAGAUUUCAGUUGAGCUCCAGCCUUGGUGUGCACAAUAGUUGAAAGUAGGAAUAACUCCUCAACCAGGGAAUCACACUAGAAAGUCUUUAUCAGGAGCUGGAAACUCUAGAGAAAUAACAGAUAAUGUUUGUGGGAGUAUUCAAUGAAAAAAAAAAAACGUGAAAAAUCUUUUACUUACAGCACAUUUGUAAAAUAUGUAAGGUUUCACAUUGUAUAAAA